Haliaeetus leucocephalus (bald eagle) is the source of this 1138-nucleotide messenger RNA. RefSeq names its product hemoglobin subunit epsilon. The record is from RefSeq and is a predicted model, not a curated record. The coding region runs from base 154 to 597 and encodes 147 amino acids. Gene Ontology annotation, biological process: oxygen transport; hydrogen peroxide catabolic process. Gene Ontology annotation, cellular component: blood microparticle; hemoglobin complex; haptoglobin-hemoglobin complex. Gene Ontology annotation, molecular function: organic acid binding; oxygen binding; oxygen carrier activity. NCBI's taxonomy places the organism in Eukaryota, Metazoa, Chordata, Aves, Accipitriformes, Accipitridae. The transcript has 4 exons.
CAGCUCAGUGGCAUUUUGCCUGCAUGUUCCCUCACCCAGGCAUGCACCCAGGCAGUGCUCGACUUGAUUUAUCAUCAUGUUCCAGCACACCAUCCCACGUGCACUGGAUUUUCUUGAGAAAAGGCAGAGCUCUGAGCAAAGCCGCCUGCCACCAUGGUGCACUGGUCAGCCGAAGAGAAGCAGCUCAUCACCAGCAUCUGGAGCAAGAUCAAUGUGGAGGAAUGCGGUGCCGAGGCCCUGGCCAGGCUGCUGAUCGUCUACCCCUGGACCCAGAGGUUCUUUGAUAACUUUGGGAACCUCUCCAGCCCCACCGCCAUCCUUGGCAACCCCAAGGUCCGCGCCCAUGGCAGGAAAGUGCUCACCUCCUUCGGGGAAGCCAUCAAGAACCUGGACAACAUUAAGGCGACCUAUGCCAAGCUGUCCGAGCUGCACUGCGAGAAGCUGCACGUGGACCCUGAGAACUUCAGGCUCCUUGGAGACAUCCUCAUCAUUGUCCUGGCUUCCCACUUCGCCAGGGAUUUCACCCCUGCUUGCCAGUUUGCCUGGCAAAAGCUGGUCAGUGUCGUGGCUCACGCUCUGGCCCGCAAGUACCACUGAGCGUCCCGGGACCGGUUGUGCGAGGAAGAGUCCCUGCUCUGCCACAAGCAGCCCUGAGCACGGGGAGAUGCCCUUUGCGUACUGACAGGCUGUAACCACCGAAUAAAUACCUCCCAGCACCAUGUCUGCAGAGUCUCCCUGUCUCUGUGCUGGGGAAAGUGGGGGGGCAGGUGGGUUUGUGCUGUCGAAUGCAAUGCCGUCCGUGUGUGGGUGUUAUGUCUUGUUUCUAAGGGCUGCUGCGGGCGGUUUCCUUAACUUUACAGUGCUCUCUCAUGUGCGUGCCCUGCCAGUGCAUGCAUGGGGGUCUGUGAAGAGAAAAACCCAUGCAGAGGGCUCUGACACCCCGGGGUGUUUCAGAGAGGGUCAUAGGAAUAAUGAGGGAUUGCAAAGAAUCCACAUUUGUUCUCCCAGCUCUACGUUACUGUGAAAUCAGAUGAAGCCAGCGCUGUGCAGAGCACAGAGCUCCCAGCCAAGCUGUUGCUGCAGUCAGGGAGCUGGCAUCUGCCUUGCCCUGCUCUGGGGCUGGGGAUGCACACUCUCC